CCUUUUCCCAUCUCUUGGCAGAAAUUAGCAGAACUCUCAUUCAAAGAAACAAAAAAUGAGAAGUUUGCAACUUUCAUUUUUAUUGCUUUCUUGUAUCAUCAUCUCAGCAAAUACAUAUGAAGGAAAGAAAAAAGAGGCACUGAGAUCAUGGAGUGAACUCACUAGAGGAAAGAAAGAUCAGCAAAACUUCGAAACCAGAUUUCAACUCUAUACAGACAGAGCUGGAGGCAGCUGCCAGAUUUUUGUUAAUCAGCUGGAGACUCUUGACAAAUGCCAUUUCAAUGCCUCUCUUCCUCUGGUGAUGAUAGUCCAUGGCUGGUCGGUGGAUGGGAUAUUGGAAAGCUGGAUUUGGAAAAUGGCAGCAGCUCUGAAGUCCCACCCUGAGCCGAUGAACGUGAUCAUUGCAGACUGGCUGACCCUGGCUCACCAGCACUAUCCCAUUGCCGUGCGGAACACGCGCACCACGGGACACGAGAUCGCGCGCUUCCUGCAGUGGCUGGAGGAAUCUGUUCAAUUUUCCAGAAGCAAUGCUCAUCUAAUUGGAUACAGCCUGGGAGCUCAUGUUUCAGGAUUUGCUGGAAGUUUUAUCAAUGGUACAAAAAAGAUUGGAAGAAUUACAGGCCUUGACCCUGCUGGGCCCCUGUUUGAGGGAAUGUCACCCACAGACCGUUUAUCUCCAGAUGAUGCAAACUUUGUGGAUGCAAUUCAUACCUUCACCAAACAGCACAUGGGCCUCAGUGUUGGCAUCAAGCAGCCUGUGGCUCAUUUUGACUUUUAUCCCAAUGGAGGCACCUUCCAGCCUGGCUGUCACAUCCUGCACGUGUACAACCACAUUGCACAGCUGGGGAUUGCUGGCAUCACUCAAACUGUGAAAUGUGCCCAUGAGAGGUCAGUUCACUUGUUCAUCGACUCUCUGCUGCACAAGGACAAGCAAAGCACAGCGUACUGGUGCAACGACAUCAACACUUUCAACAAAGGGCUGUGCCUCAGCUGCAAGAAGAACCGCUGUAACACCCUGGGCUACAACAUCAGGGAGGAAAGGCUGCCCAAAAGCAGACGACUCUUUCUGAAAACAAGAGCGCAUAUGCCCUUCAAAGUGUAUCAUUAUCAGUUCAAGAUCCACAUCAUCAAUGAAAUCCAAGGCAAGCCCAUAGACCCAGCUUUCACCAUGUCUCUGACAGGGACUAAGGCAGAUGCUAAAAACCUGCACAUCCCACUAGUUGAAAGUAUUACUGGGAAUAAAACCUACUCGUUUCUCAUCACCCUGGACAAUGAUAUUGGUGACAUCAUAAUGAUCAAGUUCAAAUGGGAAUUACCUCCACUUUGGGGAAAUAUCUGGGACACAUUUCAAACCAUAAUACCAUGGACAAAGGGCACUCGUCGACCAGGACUUAUAGUGAAGGAAAUAAGAGUGAAAGCAGGGGAAACACAGCAAAAAAACACAUUUUGCCCCCAAAGCACUGACAAUAUUCACCUUCAUCCAUCCCAAGAGAAGAUAUUUGUGAGCUGUGAAGAUCUCUUCCAGACCCAAAACAGAAAAUGAGCAAGACAAGAAGGCAACUUCUCACCAAAAUAUUCAAAAUAUGAUACAUCUAGUAAAAUGUUCUAAAAAUUAACAGUCAAAUAUCCUAGCAGUUUCAGAGAUGGUAAAAAAAUACAUUAAGAUAUUUAGUUUUUGUCAUCUGAGUGAACUGAAAUAUGCUCUUUGCUCAUCUAGGAGCAUACUCUGAAAAUCAUCAGUGAGCAGCUUCAUCAAGGCAACUGUCAAUUUUCAACUGUUUAAAAUCUGAAAAAAACAUCUGCUCACCAGAAAUAAAAAUAUUAUUUGACAAAAUCAUCAUCAUAAGCCUUUGAAAAACUUAAUUUUGUUGGAUAUAAGGGGAAAAAAGGAAUUAAUUUCAUGGUAAAUACAUUGAAGUAUUAAUAGCUACGACUAUCAGUUAAAACCUUGCUAAAUGAUUUCCUAAUGAAGGGAGAAUUAAAUAGUUCAUAAAAGAAAAUAUGACCAAAUAGAUAUAAAAACAGAAAAUGUUUAAGCUGUAAUAACCAUAUGAAAACCCCAAUAAUAGUAUAAUCUAAAAAUUCUAUAAUAAACCUUAUUCUCUGAAAAUGCUUUGCUAUUUAACUAUUUUAAUUAAAGAACUGAUUUAAAUUACUAGCAAUUUAAUUAUUUGAAUGAUGCUUAGUGUUCUACACAAAAUUAUAGCACAACUAAGUUCAGUUAAUUUUUUGCACUUAAAUCAUAUUUAGCCAUUCAGGUAAGGUCUGAGAUUUUUAGAUUCUAAAUCUCUGUAUACCAGAUUUUGGCAUGACUUGAAACUGCCAGAAUAAAUUAAAAUGGCUAAACCUUCAAACAACUUCAGAGCAUAAAAACAAACUUUAUAAGGUCAAACAUAUACAAUUCCCUUGUUUCCUCUGUCAGAAUAUAAACAACAGAAAGGAACAUUAUUGUCUCAGAUUGCUUUUAUUCUAUGGUUUGUGCAUACUGAAACAGAAAUCAAUGUAUAUGUAUUCAUUUGUCACUUUAAUGCUGAGCACAAGAUUAAUUAAAAAUUAAGGUUUCUUGAACUCUGAA
This is a messenger RNA of Zonotrichia leucophrys gambelii, 2575 nucleotides long. RefSeq names its product lipase C, hepatic type (gene LIPC). Gene Ontology annotation, molecular function: lipoprotein lipase activity; apolipoprotein binding. The transcript is spliced from 9 exons. Gene Ontology annotation, biological process: triglyceride catabolic process; fatty acid biosynthetic process. The record is from RefSeq and is a predicted model, not a curated record. The coding region runs from base 56 to 1543 and encodes 495 amino acids. NCBI's taxonomy places the organism in Eukaryota, Metazoa, Chordata, Aves, Passeriformes, Passerellidae.